UAUAUGCAUGUAGGUUAAAUGAAUACCUGACGAAAGGGCCCACGUUUCAAGGCAGUGACAUUUGAUAGCUGAGAGGAAAAGUGGCUUUAAUGAAAAGCAACCUUUGGAAUUCCUGCUUGUGAGAAAUCCAAUUCAGCUUUUUGUGCUGCCAGCAAGAAAUGAUCAGUAGCACCAGUGUUUAUGGCUUGAAGAUGCAGUGGACGCCGGAGCAUGCCCAGUGGCCAGAACAGCACUUUGACAUCACUUCAACCACCCGGUCUCCUGCCCAUAAAGUUGAAGCCUAUAGAGGUCAUUUGCAGCGCACCUAUCAGUAUGCCUGGGCAAAUGAUGAUAUAUCUGCUCUGACUGCAUCCAAUCUACUAAAAAAAUAUGCAGAGAAGUAUUCUGGCAUUUUGGAAGGCCCCGUAGACCGACCUGUACUCAGUAAUUACUCAGAUGCACCAUCCGGUCUAGUGAAUGGUAGGAAAAAUGACAGCGAACCCUGGCAGUCUUCCUUGAAUUCUGAGGCUGUGUAUCCUAUGAACUGUGUUCCGGAUGUUAUCACUGCCAGCAAAGCUGGAGUCAGUUCAGCCCUCCCUCCAGCAGAUGUCUCCGCCAGUAUAGGGAGCUCUCCUGGGGUGGCCAGCAACCUGACAGAACCUAGUUAUUCCAGUAGCACCUGCGGAAGCCACACCGUCCCUAGUCUUCACGCAGGGCUCCCAUCUCAGGAAUACGCCCCAGGAUACAACGGAUCAUAUUUGCAUUCCACCUACAGUAGCCAGCCAGCACCUGCACUUCCUUCACCUCAUCCAUCACCUUUGCAUAGCUCUGGGCUCCUGCAGCCACCACCGCCUCCUCCUCCACCGCCAGCCCUGGUCCCCGGCUACAACGGGACGUCUAACCUCUCCAGUUACAGCUAUCCCUCGGCGAGCUACCCUGCUCAGACUGCUGUGGGAUCCGGGUACAGCCCUGGGGGGGCACCCCCUCCUCCUUCAGCAUAUCUGCCUUCAGGAAUUCCUGCUCCUACGCCCCUACCACCCACCACUGUUCCUGGCUACACCUACCAGGGUCAUGGUUUAACACCUAUUGCCCCCCCAGCUCUGACAAACAGCUCAGCAAGUUCUCUCAAAAGGAAAGCUUUCUAUAUGGCAGGGCAAGGAGAGAUGGACUCCAGCUACGGAAAUUACAGCUACGGCCAACAGAGAUCUACACAGAGUCCUAUGUACAGAAUGCCCGACAACAGCAUUUCAAACUCAAAUCGGGGGAAUGGCUUUGACAGAAGUGCUGAAACAUCAUCCUUAGCAUUUAAGCCAACGAAGCAGCUAAUGUCCUCUGAACAGCAAAGGAAAUUCAGCAGCCAGUCCAGUAGGGCUCUGACCCCUCCUUCCUACAGUACUGCUAAAAAUUCAUUGGGCUCCAGAUCCAGUGAAUCCUUCGGGAAGUACACGUCGCCAGUCAUGAGUGAGCAUGGGGACGAGCACAGGCAGCUCCUCUCUCACCCGAUGCAAGGCCCUGGACUCCGAGCAGCUACCUCAGCCAACCACUCUGUGGACGAGCAACUGAAGAACACGGACACGCACCUCAUUGACCUGGUAACCAACGAGAUCAUCACCCAAGGACCGCCGGUGGACUGGAAUGACAUUGCUGGCCUCGACCUGGUCAAGGCUGUCAUUAAAGAGGAGGUUUUAUGGCCAGUGCUGAGGUCAGAUGCAUUCAGUGGACUUACGGCCUUACCUCGAAGCAUCCUUUUAUUUGGACCUCGGGGAACAGGCAAAACAUUACUGGGCAGAUGCAUAGCUAGUCAGUUGGGGGCCACCUUUUUCAAAAUCGCUGGAUCCGGACUAGUCGCUAAGUGGGUAGGAGAAGCAGAGAAAAUCAUCCAUGCCUCUUUUCUUGUGGCCAGGUGUCGCCAGCCCUCGGUGAUAUUCGUCAGUGACAUUGAAAUGCUUCUUUCCUCCCAAGUGAGCGAGGAACACAGUCCAGUCAGUCGGGUGCGAACCGAAUUUCUGAUGCAGCUGGACACUGUACUAACUUCAGCUGAGGACCAAAUCGUCGUCAUUUGUGCCACCAGUAAACCUGAAGAAAUAGAUGAAUCUCUUCGGAGGUACUUCAUGAAACGACUUUUAAUCCCACUUCCCGACAGCACAGCGAGGCACCAGAUAAUAGUACAACUGCUCUCACAGCACAAUUACUGUCUCAAUGACAAGGAGUUUGCACUGCUCGUCCAGCGCACAGAAGGCUUUUCGGGACUAGACGUGGCUCAUUUGUGUCAGGAAGCAGCAGUGGGCCCCCUCCAUGCCGUGCCAGCCACAGACCUUUCAGCCAUUAUGCCCAGCCAGUUGAGGCCCGUUACAUAUCAAGACUUUGAAAAUGCUUUCUGCAAGAUUCAGCCUAGCAUAUCUCAAAAAGAGCUUGAUAUGUAUGUUGAAUGGAACAAAAUGUUUGGUUGCAGUCAGUGAUGACUUCAUUAAAAAAAAAUUGUAAUGAA
This is a messenger RNA of Suncus etruscus (white-toothed pygmy shrew), 2467 nucleotides long. It is a transcript of the gene FIGN, whose product is annotated as fidgetin, microtubule severing factor. The transcript has 2 exons. Gene Ontology annotation, molecular function: microtubule severing ATPase activity; ATP hydrolysis activity; ATP binding. Bases 159 to 2438 code for a protein of 759 amino acids. The record is from RefSeq and is a predicted model, not a curated record. Lineage: Eukaryota; Metazoa; Chordata; Mammalia; Eulipotyphla; Soricidae.